UUUCACCGUCGAUUUCUUCACUUGCUUUUUGGCGGAAUCCUUGCGAAUCACCAUUUUGGGUACUUGUUGAUGCCGGCGACGAGACAGUGACCGUAGCGGCGGUCGUCUUAGAAGUUGCGCGCCAUCACGGCGUUGCGCCCGGCGUAACGACCUUGAAGCAGGAUUACGGCUUUCCCUGGUUUGAGAAACUUCACCAUUUUUAGGGUUUUCUCUCUCCUCUCGAAAGGGGGCUGGGUUCUGUUUUCGGUCUUUUUACCCAUUUAGAUCGUUUCAGUUUUCACCUUUGAGCUACCUAGCAGCACCACUCCCCUCUCUCCUCUCCUCCACUAAUGCGUUCUCUGAAUUCUUCAUUGAAACAACUUCAGGCUUUGGUUUAAACUACCCAUUCAUGUCAGAACAAAACCAUGAAAAUGAACCUAUUCUCCCUGGGCCUGGGGCGGCUGCCCCUCCUGCCAGUGAUCUGGGAUGGGCCCGUCCUCGACAUCACCGGAGUUUGCUUGCUUCACAUAAAAUAGGGCAUUGCCUGUCUGAUUGGAUUAUCAAUGAAAACAAGACUAAAUGCUUCAAGUGCAUAUCAGACUUGAAGUCUUGGGAUGAGUCAGAGGCCUAUUGUAAGGACCAUAGAGGACACUUAGCAUCUGUGUCAUCGCUUCAAGAGUUGAAAUUUGUUCAAGACCUAUGUAGAAUUAAUGUUGAUGGUUGCUGGAUUGGAGGACGAGGACAAUCUACUUCUGGGCACGGUUGGAUGUGGUCUGAUCAUAAAUCUCUGCAUAAUGACUCCUUUUUACCCAAGGUGCAGCAUGUAUCAAAUUGUGGCAACCUGUCCUGCAAUAACGGAAGUGAUUCAUGUUCUUUGUUGUCCGAUGGGGCCGUGCCCAUUAAAGCUGUAGGAUGCAACCAUUCUCAUGCUUUCAUUUGCACAGUUGAUACAGGAAACCAAUGCUAUGGAGGACAGUGCCAAAACUUGUAUAUAAUUAUCCUGGCAGUUGUUAGCGGUGGGAUUCUCUGUGCCACAUUAGCUGUUGUGGUUUGGUUACUUGUCUACAGACGAAGUAAAAGGCGUAGAAGGUCCCGUAGGCAAUCAAAUCUAGUAGCAUCAUCUUUAGUGCCUCCAUCCUGGAAGGUCUUCACAAUUGAGGAGCUGAAGUCUAUUUCAAAGAAUUUCAGUGAGGGAAAUCGUCUUCCUGGAGAAUCCAAAACAGGAGGUACAUAUAGUGGCAUUUUAGCUGAUGGUUCAAAGGUGGCGAUUAAGAAAUUGAAAAGGUCCAAUUACCAAAGGAAAAAAGAGUUCUAUUCUGAAGUUGGGAGAGUUGCACGGCUUCAUCACCCAAGUCUGGUAUCUGUGAAAGGGUGCUGUUAUAACCAUGGUCAUCGCUAUAUUGUUUAUGAAUUCAUAGUGAAUGGUCCUCUUGAUAGGUGGCUGCACCAUGUUCCAAGAGGUGGUAGAUGCUUAAGCUGGCCCAUGCGAAUGAAAAUUGCCACAACCCUUGCCCAAGGAAUCGCAUUUUUACAUGACAAGGUCAAGCCUCAAGUUGUGCAUCGAGACAUUCGUGCAAGCAAUGUGCUUCUCGAUGAAGAAUUUGGAGCACAUCUAAUGGGAGUUGGACUCGCAAAGUUUGUGCCAUGGGAAGUUAUGCAAGAGAGGACUGUAAUGGCUGGCGGAACUCAUGGGUACCUAGCUCCAGAGUUUGUCUAUAGAAAUGAGCUUACAACAAAAAGUGAUGUGUAUAGCUUUGGAGUCUUGCUACUUGAGAUUGUGAGCGGGCGUCGUCUUGCCCAGGCUGUUGAUUCAGGUAGUUUGCAGAGUAUAUUCGAGUGGGCUACACCCCUUGUACAGUCCCAUCGCUAUCCAGACUUGCUAGAUCCAGUCAUAUCAAGCUCAUCCUCUGAGAUUCCAGAGGCCGGAGCAAUUCAGAAAGUAGUUGACCUUGUCUAUUCUUGCACUCAAAACUUACCUUCAAUGAGGCCCCGAAUGUCUCAUGUUGUGCAUCAGCUUCAGCAGUUGGUUCCAUCAGCUCCUGCUGUAGAGCAAGCUCAACUUUAGAAUCAGAUAAAUCAGAGUAUGUCUGGCCUGAUCCACAUAUCCUAGCAAUGAUGCAUUAAACUGAUUUGCUUUUAAUCGGAAGGUUAUCCCUGACUAUGAAACUAUUGCAAUACAGCAUCAUUAUUUAUAUGAAGCAGCAGUUUUAUUGACAUUGAUAAUCUUCGGAAACCUCAUAUCCUCUUUAAAAUAUGUACCUGAUCUAUGCAGGUUUCCCAUAAUCACAAUGUUAACACUUCUAGUUGUCCCAAACUAUGAUCAUGAAUGUGUGUUAACAUGUCAAACAUAAUAUGUCGAUGUUAACAUUUCUACAAGUCCCAUAAAAAAAUGAUCAAAGUUUUAUAGAGGAAGUGUUGAUGAAAUAUUGGUUCAAUUUGAACUUAAACAACAAUUUAAUUAAUUUUUUAAGCUA
This is a messenger RNA of Chenopodium quinoa (quinoa), 2453 nucleotides long. Its product is annotated as C-type lectin receptor-like tyrosine-protein kinase At1g52310. The record is from RefSeq and is a predicted model, not a curated record. Gene Ontology annotation, biological process: protein phosphorylation. Gene Ontology annotation, molecular function: ATP binding; protein tyrosine kinase activity. Lineage: Eukaryota; Viridiplantae; Streptophyta; Magnoliopsida; Caryophyllales; Amaranthaceae. The transcript is spliced from 5 exons. The coding region runs from base 389 to 2044 and encodes 551 amino acids.